AUGAAGUCCAAUGCGCAGCUACGAAGAGAUGAGUCCGAUGAUGAUAUGCCUGCUGCGAUGCAUGUUGCUUUUCCGGACGUGGCUUCUUCCUCUCAUACCGUACCGCCAUCUGAGCCGAAGGUAAAUUUUUCUCAGGUCAUGGAGGCCUUAGCUGCUAUUCAGGGAGGGAUGACCACCAUGCAGCAAUCUAUCUUCUCCAUGCAGCUGGAAAUGCGGUCCAUUGAUCUUGAUGUUGAGAAGAGUAAGGGUUCGGUCCAGAAGGGUUCUGAGGAUGCAGAUGAGGUCAGUAAGGAAUCUUAUCUGAUUGUAUCUGAUGUUGGUAUUGAGGAAAAGCAGGGGGCUGAUUUAGAGAUGAAGGGGAUUGAUUCUGAGGAGCAAAAUCUGGUGGGUGUCAUGCGAUCGGAAUUUCCUGUUCAGGGGCAGAAUGAGAGGGGUGUACACAAGAUGAAUACAGGGGCAAUUCAAGAUUGGUGCCAGCUUUUCAAAUCUGGAAAAUCUACUGGGUCUCUCCAAUUUCAUGAGCCACCUAGGCAAAAUGGAAAGAUUCUUAUUCAGCCUCCAAGGGCAGCUGUUGAAGAAGGGAUUAAGAAAUGGUCAUCUGCAAUGAUUGGACAAUUUCUUGAUAAACCGCUUCCAGUCUUUGUGGUUAAGCGUGCUGUGGAUAGCCUCUGGAAUAGGUAUGGUACUAUUGAGGUGUUCCUCUUGGAAAAUGGGUUAUAUUUGUUUCGUUUUGCUGAUGAGAAAAGUAAGGAUGCUGUUCUGAAGGAGAAAUUGUGGUAUUUUGCCAAUAAGCCCAUCAUCCUAAGAAGGUGGACACCAGGUAUUAUUGGCAUUGAUGGGGAGAUACUAAAAAUUGGUGUGGAGUAUCCUUGGUUGCCGAUUAGAUGCAAGAAUUGUAGAUUGUUUGGACAUGCUACACAUACUUGCUCUAAGACUGAAAAGAUUGUUUGGGUGCCUAAGAAGAUAGUUCCAGUCCAACAAGUAGUUCAACAAGCGCUUCCUAUUAAGAAUGCUAAGGGGGUUGAUAAAUCAGGGCCUUCAAGUGUUGGUCAAUGGUCUGUAGCUAAAUCUAGGAAAACUCCAAAGACUCGGUCUGGUUCAGUUGAUAAUAGCUCCCACUGGACCAAUUCUUUUCAGCUGCUAGCUCGGGUGGAUGGCAGAAAAUUUGAUGAUGCAGAGGUUAGAAAAUCUAAUAUAGAUUUGCAACAGGCUUUGGAUGAAAUGGAGACUCCUGUUUCUGUGUACAAAGGAAAGGGUAAAUUGGAGGAAUUGGAUGUGGAUAUGAGGAGGGGCUUUUCUCCAUAUGAGGAGGGGCUUUUCUCCACAUGGUUCAACCCCCUAGUAUGGAAUGUGAGGGGGUUGAACCAUCCCCCCAAACAAAAUGAGGUUCGGAGAAUAGUAAAGGAGAAGAGGAUUAAAUUAGUCUGCCUUAUUGAGACUAGAGUUAAGGCUCAUAAGUCUAAUGAUAUUGUGGUUGCUUUGUUUCCAGAUUGGGGUUUUUGCUUCAAUUAUGAGCAUCAUUUUUUAGGCAGAAUCUGGGUUUGCUGGGAUAAAGGGGAGUUUGAUGUCACUAUUAUUGAUAAAUGUGAUCAAAGUGUGAGCUGUUGUGUACAUUAUCUUAAAGAGGGGUCCAUUUGGUUUCAGUCCUUUGUAUAUGGAGCUAAUAAGCCUCUUGAAAGAAGGGUGUUAUGGCAGAAUCUAAAAACCAUAAAGGGUAGGGUGUUUCCUAAUCCUUGGAUCCUUUGUGGAGAUUUUAAUGUGGUGAGACAUUUGGCUGAGAAGUGGGGUUCGGAUAGGCUCAAUGCUUAUGAGCAGGAGUUUGGGGAAUGUCUAAAUAACCUAGAAGUUGUUGAUCUGAAGUUUAGUGGCUGUUUUUUCACUUGGAAUAAUAAGAGUGAAGGGGCCGAUUUUGUGGCUAGGAAGUUCGACAGAGUUAUGGUAAAUGAAGAGUGGCUUAUUAAGUUUGGGGGUACCAAAGUUGAUUUUCCUUCUGGAGGUGUUUCAGACCAUUCUCCUGCUAUAAUUACAGUGGGUACACUGAUGAGUUUCGGUCCAAAACCUUUUAAAUUCUGUAAUUUCUGGUUGGAGAACACUGAUUUUCAGGAUUGGUUGACUGUUGGGUGGGGACAGGAGGUUUAUGGAGUGCCUGUGUAUAGGCUGUGCAGUAAACUAAAAGCCCUUAAAGUUGUUUUGAAGACUAAUACUGCAAGUUGUUAUGGUGAUAUUAGAAGUAAGGUGAUCCAAGCUCGAGAUAGACUUGAUAUGGCUCAAAGGACUGUUUUGGACUUUAGAGGAAGGGCUGAUUGUCUUCAGAAAGAGCGGGAAUGUCUUCAUGCUUAUGUUUCCAUCACAAAAGCUGAAGAGGCUUUCUUGAAACAGAAAGCAAGGAAUUAA
Molecule: messenger RNA, 2394 nt
Organism: Alnus glutinosa
Lineage: Eukaryota; Viridiplantae; Streptophyta; Magnoliopsida; Fagales; Betulaceae
Exons: 2
Coding region: 1-2394 (797 amino acids)
Molecular function (GO): catalytic activity
Source: RefSeq, a predicted model, not a curated record